Molecule: messenger RNA, 1491 nt
Organism: Rangifer tarandus platyrhynchus (Svalbard reindeer)
Lineage: Eukaryota; Metazoa; Chordata; Mammalia; Artiodactyla; Cervidae
Source: the annotation of a GenBank genome assembly
AUGUCUGGAAACUGCUGUUCUAGGAAAUGCCCCUCCGUGCCAGCCAUCUCCCUUUGCUCCACUGAAGUGAGCUGCAGAGGGCCUGUUUGCUUGCCCAGUUCCUGCCGGAGCCAGACGUGGCAACUGGUGACUUGUCAAGAUAGCUGCGGAUCAUCCAGCUGUGACCCACAAUGCUGUCAGCCCUCCUGUUCUGUGAGCAGCUGUGCCCAGCCUGUCUGUGCACAGCCUGUGAGCUGUGAGGCCACCAUCUGUGAGCCCUCUUGCUCCGUGAGUAGCUGUGCCCAGCCUGUGAGCUACAAGGCCACCAUCGGUGAGCCUGCCUGUCCUGUGAGCAGCUGUGCCCAGCCUGUGAGCUGUGAGGCCACCAUCUGUGAGCCCUCUUGCUCUGUGAGCAGCUGUGCCCAGCCUGUGAGCUGUGAGGCCACAAUCUGUGAGCCCUCUUGCUCCGUGAGCAGCUGUGCCCAGCCUGUGAGCUGUGAGGCUAGCAUCUGUGAGCCCUCUUGCUCCGUGAGCAGCUGUGCCCAGCCUGUGUGCUGUGAGGUCCCUCCCUGCCAACGAGUCCUCUGCGUACCCACUUCCUGCCAGCCCAUCCUCUGCCAGCCAGUGAUCUGUGAGCCUAGUUGCUACCAGCCUGUGUCCUCCGGUGUCAGAUGCUGUCCAUCUAUCUGCUCUGUGGCCAAUAGCUGCCAGUCUGCCUGCUGUGACUCCAGUCCUUGUGAGCCAUCCUGCUCAGAGUUCAGCAUCUGCCAGCCAGCCACACGUGCUUCUCUGGUCUGUGAGCCCAUCUGCAUCCGUCCGGUCUGCUGUGUUUCAAGUCCUUGUGAGCCACCUUGUGUCUCCAGCACUUGCCAAGAGCCCUCCUGCUGUGUCUCCAGCAUCUGCCAACCCACCUGCUCUGAGCCCAGCCCCUGCUUACCAAGUGUCUGUGUGUCCAGGCCAUGUCAACCUACCUGCUACGUAGUCAAGCGCAGUCGGUCCAUCUCCUGUGAGCCCGUUUCCUGCCCGCCUCCAUCCUGCCGACCUCUCUCCUGCCGCCCAGGGUCUUCUGCAUCUGCCGUCUGCCAGCCAACUUGCUCGCGAACUUUCUACAUACCCAGCUCUUGCAAACAACCUUGUACUACUUCAAUCUCCUACCGCCCGAUUUGCCGCCCAAUCUGCUCUGGACCCAUCACCUAUAGGCAGCCAUAUUCGACAUCCCUCUCCUACCGCCCGGCCUGCUAUCGCCCAUAUUACUCCAUCCUGCGUCGUCCAGCCUGCGUCACUUCUAUCCCUUAUCGCCCGGUCUGCUCCCGCUUGCCUUGUGCUGACUCCAGCAAACGGGAUUGCAAAAAGUCCACUUCCAGCCAACCGGAUUGUGCUGACUCAACUCCCUGCAAGACGGAGGUCUCAGAGGCCAGUCCCUGCCAGCCCACUGAGGCCAAGCCCACCAGUCCCACCACCCACGAGGCUGCAGUCAGUCAGCCUGCUGCCACCAAGCCUACCAACUACUGA